Molecule: messenger RNA, 2279 nt
Organism: Otolemur garnettii (small-eared galago)
Lineage: Eukaryota; Metazoa; Chordata; Mammalia; Primates; Galagidae
Gene: SHARPIN
Product: SHANK associated RH domain interactor
Exons: 9
Coding region: 1005-2150 (381 amino acids)
Biological process (GO): protein linear polyubiquitination; proteasome-mediated ubiquitin-dependent protein catabolic process; positive regulation of canonical NF-kappaB signal transduction
Cellular component (GO): LUBAC complex
Molecular function (GO): ubiquitin binding; ubiquitin-protein transferase activity
Source: RefSeq, a predicted model, not a curated record
UUCUUGGGCUGGGCUGACCAGGCCGCGCCGGGCUGGGCAGGGCCGGGUGGCUCGGCGUCGGUGCCGGUGUGCAGGCGGGGCGGGCUCCGCGCAGUGCGGGCUCCUCAGGACCGGAGGGCGGCGCCGCGGCCUCCGCUCGGGCCGCACGGCAUCAAGGGGAAGAAGCUCCGCGGUGACGUCCCGUUACUCCCGGCCCUGCCGGCCCGUCCGGGCUGCCGCCGCGACAUAGCCUCGCCCCCCUGCACAGCGCCCGCCCUCGCGACCGACCUGCUGCCGACCGCCACAGAGCGCCCGGGCAAGCCAGCGAGCGAGCAACCUCCGCUUCCUCCGCCGGACAACAACAAGCGUCCGCACGGCCCGUCCCCACGCUUCUGAAUGGCCCGCUCUAGCCUCGGGGAUCGGGAGGUCGAGUAGCCAUUGGGUGCGGUACCCGCCGCUCAGUUCUGCCUUCUACUCCCACUGGCUCAGAAGCCUGUCUGUCACGCUUGUCUUCGUACGAGCCCUCCUUCCCCCGGCGCCCACUGGUCGCAACUUGGCGGGCUCCGCCCCCUCGGGGGAUCGACCGGGUUCCCAGGGAGGCGCGGCAGGCCCGGCUCGCGGUGUGGGCGUGGCGGAGUUCGCUGGGGGCUGUGGGUAGUUACCUACCCCGCUGCAGCCUCUGCCCGCUAGAAUCUCUCGGGGCGAUGACGCUGCGCCGGCCCUCCAGCUGUGGCCUGUGCUUCGGUCCCUGAUCUUUUGCCCCCGAGGUCCAGCUCACACUUGACCUCCUCGGCGCCCUGCUCAGGCCCGUUACACGUCGCCCGCCUCGGGCCGUGCCCAUUCCUGGGCACAGCGAACGAGUCAGGCUUGGCGGGUGCGAGGCGCUCGGUCCUGCCUUGGGCCCUAACACUCUGGUUGUGCCCGGAACCCCAGACUCGCAACUGCGGUUUCCGGCUGGGGAAGCCGCUCAGAGGCCCGGUCCGACGGAAGCCGGCUCCGAGGGUCGGAACCAGGUCGGCCCGGAGAUGGCGCCGCCCGCCGGCGGGGCGGCGACUGUGUCAGUCCCGGGCUCCACCGCAGUGCUCCUGGCUGUGAACGCCGCGGUGAGGCCGCUGGGUGCCGGGCCAGAGGUCGAAGCGCAGCUACGGAGGCUGCAGUUGAGCGCAGACCUAGAGCACCCCGGGCGCUUCCGGCUGGAGUUGCUGGGCACUGGCCCUGGGACGGUCAGUUUGGAGUGGCCCUUGGAGUCCGUCUCCUACACCAUCCGGGGGCCUAACCAGCAUGAGUUGCAGCCUCCACCAGGAGGGCCUGGAACCUUCAGUCUGCACUUUCUCAACCCUCAGGAAGCUCAGCGGUGGGCAGCGCUAGUCCGAAGUGCCACCGUGGAGGGACAGAAUGCCAGUGGCAGCUCAACCCCAGCCCUGGACCCAGAAACAUGCCCUGUUUCCCUGUCGAGUCCCCCUGGAACUCCCACACUCAAGGUCCCCCAACCUGAGGCUGAUCUUCCCCAGACCCCUGGGGACUUGAUGGAAAAAGAAGAGCUGGCAGGGCGCCUGGCCCAGGCCAUUGCAGGUGGGGAUGAGAAGGGGGCAGCCCAAGCUGCAGCUGUCCUGGCCCAGAAUCACGUGGCCCUCAGUGUCCAGCUCCAGGAAACCUGCUUCCCACCUGGUCCCAUCAGGCUACAGGUCACACUCGAAGAUGCUGCGUCUGCUACAUCUGCCUCAUCUUCUGCCCAUGUCACACUGCAGGUCUACCCCCAUUGCACCAUUGCAGCCCUCCAGGAGCAGGUAUUCUCUGAGUUCGGUUUCCCACCAGCCGUGCAGCGCUGGAUCAUUGGGCAGUGCCUGUGUGUGCCUGAGCGCAGCCUCGCCUCCUACGGAGUCUGGCAAGAUGGGGACCAUGCUUUCCUCUACUUACUUUCAGCCCGAGAAGCCCCAGGAUGCAGCCCUCAGCUCCCCCAAGAAGACAAGGAACUAGGACAUUUGUUUCCCCCAUCAAUGGAGCUGCCUCCAGCCCCCCGGAAAGCCACCUCCAGCCUCCCCAGCCCCUUUCAGCCUGGCUGGGCCUGCCCUUCUUGCACCUUCAUUAACACCCCAAGCCGACCUGGCUGUGAGAUGUGUAGCACCCAAAGGCCCUGCACUUGGGACCCCCUUCCAGCAGCUUCCACCUAGCAGCCAGCAAAGAUUACAGGGAGAGCACCACUCUUCAUUUAUAGGCCUGAGGUCUAAGCCUACUCCUGAACUUCCUCAGGGGACAGCCUCUGCUGAUUGCAUACUGAAGACAAAACCACCAAGGUUGGG